CCACAUCACCAAACAAAUCAAGUUCUUUGCAAGAAACGGCAGCUUUGAGAUGAAAUCAAUCCAUUUCAUGUUCGCUCUCUCUCUCUGUAUCUCUAUUGGAUAUGCCCACAAAUGCUAUCAGUGCUAUAGCACUAAGAGUUGGGAACACUGUGCGACCAAAGAAGUGACUUGCCCGGGGGAAGAAGAUCACUGUGUAAAAGUUAAAAUAGACAAAAACGACACCCAGCAUUUCUCCAAAGGUUGCAGUGCGAAAUCUAAAUGCAAAGCACAUGAAUCCUGCAAGUCAUCUGAUCCUCCAGUCGAAUGCAAGAUCCACUGCUGUAGUGGCGAUUUGUGCAAUGUAGCCACUGUCCCAAUGGUCAGCGCCAUUAUGCUAUUGGUAUGCGCUCUCGUGGCUUUUAUUCGUGAAGUCUCCGUUUGGUGAACCUCACAAGAGAUGUAUUUCCAGCCAAAAAAUCAAAUUACUGAUUAGUGUAAAACACGUGCUACCACUGUAAGUCGACCGUAAUUUGUAACAAACAAUAAUAAUAAAACAAUUUGAAAAUA
Molecule: messenger RNA, 546 nt
Organism: Pocillopora verrucosa
Lineage: Eukaryota; Metazoa; Cnidaria; Anthozoa; Scleractinia; Pocilloporidae
Source: RefSeq, a predicted model, not a curated record